GCGUGACCGGCAGGAAAAAGGGAGGCGGGGCUUAGCCUGGGUUUAGCAACAGCAAAGCAAAAGGAAGUAGGCAAAGCCAGCAGCGGCAGUAGUUGCAACUCCAGCAGAAGGACCGAGAGGCCUCUUUGGAGGAAGGCUGAGCUCAGCAUUUGCGAAGCAUGGCAGUGUGCAUGUGGUCUCUGCUCAAGUUAAGGGCAGAGGUUCAAGAUCCUUGAAUAGCCCUGCUACGUGGGGGAAACUUUCCCCAAAGCAUUCACAGGACACAAGACUGCAACAUAAAAUGGAAAAAAUGAAUCUCGAAAAUUAUCGGGUGAUGCCCAGAUCCGUAUUUGCUUGGGAUUAUGUUCUGUGGGAAGUCCGUUUGAAAAUAAUGGCAGCUGGCUUCUUUCUCUACUUGGGAGUAUUUUAUCUCUCACACUGCCUAUCUUCACGGUUGAGUAUCAUUUACCGCUUGCUCCCUGCAAAGGAGAAAGUCUUCUGGAAUCUGGCAGCUACCCGAGGUGUGUUUGGCAUCCAGAGUUGUGUUGCUGGGUUGUGGGCCUUGCUUUUGGAUCCUGUUUUUCAAGCUGACAAGGUGCAUUCUCAACAGGACUGGAGCUGGUUCAAUUGUCUAAUAGCCUCUGGUUUCUUCUUGCUUGAAAACGUAGCUGUUCAUGUCUCCAAUGCUGUCUUCAGAACUUUUGACUUGUUCUUGGUUGUUCACCAUUUCCUUGCCUUCGGUGGCUUUUUUGGUCUGAUCACCAACGUAAAGUCUGGACAUUACAUACCCUUGAUGGGAAUGCUACUUGAGAUGAGCACACCUUUUACCUGCAUAUCAUGGAUGCUCUUAAAGGUUGGUUGGGCUGACACUUUGUUUUGGAAGGCAAACCAGUGGGUAAUGAUCCAUAUGUUCCAUUGCCGCAUGAUCCUUACUUACCAUAUGUGGUGGGUGUGCAUUUCCAACUGGAACGCUGUGCUGGAGAAUCUGGGACUCCUUCAUUUUGCAGUUGUAUUCACUGGAAUGACUGCUGUAACUUUUAUACUUAAUCCCUACUGGAUGUACAAAAAGACUCAGCAGCUUCUCUGCCCUGUUGACUGGAACUUUACCAAUAGGACAAUGAAAAAUGGCUCAUCCAAAAAACUGAAUGGAAAAGUGUCACAGAAGAAAGAGCUUUGAUGCUAAUAUUUGCAUCACUUUGGCAGCAGUAAAAUAGAGCCAGAAGGAUGCAGGGCAGGUAGCUAACUAGUAUUGUGAUGCUUCUGUUUGCUUGUUAAGAGAUCUAAACCAUAUUUAUUACUAUUUUUUUUCUUAUCAGUAUUAACUCAGAAAUGAUGGUGUUACUAACUUAAAUGUAUGUUGUGGACAAAUCUUGAACUUGGGGCAUAUUUUGGAUACAUCUAGAAAUUACUGAAAGAAAGAAAACAAAUACAAGGGAGAGGCUGGCAUUAAUGACUGCUUUCAAAAAUCAGGUUGCCAUUUCUAGUGUUUAGCAAUCAAGUCCAAUGCUUGUAACAUACACAAGCUCAUAGUCCUAGCCAUACACUUUAUUGUACAUGACCAUUAUGUCAACAUUUUUGGAACAUAACUUAUACUUACAUUUUACUCCCUGACUGCUAGGACUACUGUAAUAUUCUUACAUUCCUCUUAAAGGAGAUCAAAAAGUGGAAGAGGAAGAGAAUACAUUACAUGUAGUUUGAUGAGUGGUUGAAAAUUCAAAAGGUAAUUGUGCUUUGUAGGUGGAAAUCAAGUGGGAAAACAAAAGUCUUGUCCUCCUUGCAUUUUGGAAGGAGGUUUCAAGAAGCCAUCAUUAACAGGUUUCAGUUCCUUCUGGCUGUUUGUUGAUAAUGUGGCAUUCAGACAUGCACAAACAUAGCCCAUUGUGUCUUGCAGGAAUAGUCUUACUGGCCUUUGAAAUGCCUGAUCACUUCAAAUAGUCUAAGUCUUUGGCACCUCUUAAUCUUGUAUCUUGUUUCACAGGUAUGGGCAGAAAAUGUCCAGCAGACUUUGCUGGCUUCUGGGGUGAUCGCAAAGAAUGUUGUCAUGAGAGACUCUAUCUUACAAAGUAUUUUUGCACGUUUGUGAGCAAGAGUUCAUAUUUGAGCAUCGCUUAACAGAGGUUAGGUCUGCUGGAGUGCCGAUGUUUAAAAGAUUGCAAGUGGACACACUUGCUUUAUAAACAUACACCACCAAGGGCAUUCCUAUAAAAAGUAGACUGCACAAGACUUAAGAAAGCCCAUCCAUUCCCUUUAGGUUACAUUCUCAUAUUUUCUUUUAGCUCAGAAAGCUACUUCACAUUGAUUACUUCUGCCAGCUGAGGCCGCCCCUGGAGGUCCUAUCUGUAGAAGGGAAGAAUUGAAACUUCUUGAUUUUCGCUUCUCCUGUACUUUCAUGUGCUACUUUUCCAUCACUGGAAGACCCCUCUCCCAAACUUUACAGAGUUAGGGAGGUGUUGGAAAUCUUCUCUCCUUUUUCUACAAGUGGGAUUCCUCCACUAGGUUAAAAGCCUUUUAUGGACAGAAGUCAUCCUCCUUUUUGCAAAAUCCAAGCAAAUGCUUCUUUCUGCCCAGCACAGAAUCUUGACCGUACUUACCAUAGAUAAAGAAAAAACACAUGACCUAAACCUGAAUGGUAAGAGUCUGUUUGGAGUAUAGCAAAUAUAAGCUGCAUUUCAUGGCAGAAGGUGAAAUAUAAAGUUCUUAAGUAUAAAAUAUAAUACAUCCCAUAUUUUGGCCACUUGGGAAAGCUGCUGUUAAGCAGUGACAGACUUAAUUGCGGCAAAUGUUCUAAUGUGUUAAUCUCAUAGCUUGCCUCGCUCUAAAGGUUUUUUGAAUAAUAAAAUUUUAGAUUUCUAAAUCUGAUUAUAACGGGGUAAAACUUAAAUCAGAAUUAAAAGCCAGACUUAUAUUCUUCUGUCUUUUUUAACCACAACAGCUGAAAUCCAGUCACAUCUUGUUAACUCUUACAAUGCUUCUGAAAGGUACUGGGACUGUGAAAGAAGCCCUAUAACUAUUGCACAACAAUAACAUCCUCCUUAAAGAUUACAGAAAAGGGACUCAAAAGAAUCUAUUGUGGUAAAAGGUUGUGGAACACUGACACCUAGUGGGCAUUCUAGUGUAUAGCUAGUCUGUUUCAGCAAGGAAGGUACAAAAUGAAGCUAAGCAUAUAUGCACAAUCCAUCCAGAUGGGUUUAAAAAAAUAUCUAGACAGUCCCAAAUUGAGUUAAUGUUCUUUCCAAUUUUAUUUUAGAGAUCUAUACACAUUUUGUUUAUCCCACAAUAUUUUCUGUCAGCUUCUGGUAAAAUCAGAGACUCCUUCACUUAGUUUGCAUAACAUUGGAACAUACAGGAACAAAAUCUGGAGCUUUUCCAGUCAAUAUGGAUGUGCCCAGCAAAAAAUAAUUACACUUGUUGUAGUUAUGUGCGGUUGUGUUUUUGUUUUUAAAGCUGGUGCCUUUUUGUGUAAAUUAUUUUGAAAUGGUUUAAAUGAAAUAUUGGUUCACACAUAUCCUUCACCUACCACUAUAGAAAAGAGUGUAGGAAAUUUACAAGAUCAAAACUAUCUAAGAAUGAGCAGAGUUGUUUUUGAAGUUAAGCUUUCCUUCCUUCCUUCCUUCCUUCCCUUCCUCUUGAGUAAAGAGACAAAUAUAUGUACUUGUGAUAAUCCAGCACACAAUACUCCUGUAGUCUUAAGUACUGUGUAUUUCUGUUAGUAAUCACAUGCAUAUAUGUGUCCAGUGAAAUUUCAGCCCUAGAAAUUUAAGUUUGAACUCUUACAGUGAGUGUAGAAGUUGGUUAGUGAGAAUUUUAAUUCAUCUCCCAGUGGGUAGAAUUCAACUUGCUCAAAUCUCAGCUCUUGGUUUUCUGAGUGGAAAUAUGUUGAAAGUAACAAAUUGUUUUCUUCUGGCUGAAGUGUCAGUGAGACAGAAUGGGAUGACUUUGAUGGGGAAGUGAGAUAUCAUUAGCAAGUUUUCAUGACUGUAAGCCACAUAUAUUCUAAACAAUAGUGAGUCUGCUAUCAGUAUUCCUAGUCCAGCAUCCUUGAGCAUCUUGGUCCCUGUGAAGCCAUGUUAUUAUGGCACCAGAGCUCUCUGUGAUAGAGAAGGCUAAAUGUCUCACAAAACUACAAUUCCCAGAAUUCCUUAGCAUUGAGCCAGGGCAGUUAAAGCGGUCUGAGACUGUAUUAUUUCUGCAAUGUGUUUUGGACCUCAGUUACAAAAUCUCAACUCUCCACAGAGUAUCAAUGUUGCUGGUUUCAAGGAUACUCACACUGUCUCCUAAGCCUACACACUAAUAGUAUUGCCAUUCAGACUAAUUAUAGUAACUCCCUCACUUGGAGUAAUUAUCUGGCUAAAAGUCACUCACUCUAGACUUUAACUACAGCUCUCUCUGUGGAACUCAUAAAACCUACGUCCUUCUCUGGACUCAGCCCAACCCUAUCUCUCUGGAGUCUAAACCCUAUCUGAAAUGCCAACUGCCACAACAAAUUUUCAACUUUUCCCUGCCAGCACGCCAUCGGCUGAUACUAGCUGGCUAAUGAUUGGCUUUUGCUAUCUGUAUUUUCGCUACACCACUUUGCCCUACUUUUCCUGCAGAGAUUUGUCCCGCACAUUGCUCAGAGAGAGCUCAGAGGCUGAGAUGGUGGACUUCUUCUCAGAGAGGUUUCCAUUGCUGGGAGGCGGCUGCUGCUGCUGCUGCUGCAUGGGGAGGGUGCUAGAAGGAUAGGUGCUGAUGAAGAAGACAUUGCUGGAGAGAGGUUGCUCAAAGCAGUAGGUGCUAGCAUAGGUAGCAUUGCAUCGCGCGCUGCAUAAGCUGUUGUCUGAGAGGGUCCAUUGGAGUGUCUUCUGCGGGGACACUCUUUCCUGCUCAGCAGUGUUGCUGUCCAUGAUGAUCAGCUUCUUUAAAUCAUCCUCAAUGAUAGAUUUGUAGGUCUUGCAUGGGGUGCGGAGGUCACGUAGGGAGGCUCGCAGUCAGGGCUGCUCAAACACAUUCUUGGUACUCGGGUCUGCUUGCUUCUUUGGGUCUCUGACGGUGACAUCUUCAUUGUUCUUUUUCCAUCCAGCUGGCAGGUGCUUGUUCCUGCUGCUCUGCUUGGAGAAAAAGGACUUGGGCACAGAGGCAGAGAGCUGGAUUUGGAUAAUAUUUCUAAGAUAUCAGUGACCAAAUGGUAGACUAUAUAUUGGCUGUAUACUGAUGAAGCUGAAUCAUAUCUAGAGCUGCCUUGCUCUUUUCCCCCCUUUAUUGGGUCAUGUUUCUGUAAAUUCAAUGGGAAGGUCACCUCAUGUGGGGAAUAACUUGAGAUGCUUCCUUUAGCAACAUAUCCUAAAGGUGUGACUUUUGAGCAAAACGUUUUCCACACUGCUGGAAUCUGUGUUUUUUGUCUCCUGUGUGGACUAUUUGAUGGAUCAAAAAGUUGGACUUGUUAGCAAAAUGUAAUCCACACUGCUGGAAUUUGUAUGGUUUCUUUCCUCUGUGGAUUCUCUGAUGACUCGCAUGUUCUUCCACGGAGGACACAUUCUCAUAGUUUUCCAUCAUCACUUCAUUGUACAAAAAUCUCUGGUUUGGAUCCAGUGGUUGCCAUUUAUCCGCUGUGAAAUAUACAGCGACAUCCCAAAAGGUAAUCUGUUUCGAAGUCAUCUUUCUUAGUUUCUUCUAUUGAAAAUGAUUUCAGUGUAGGUUCUCCUUUCUCCUUGCAUUUGGAGACCAUCUUGGACCUAUGAACAUCUUUGAAGGGGCCCCCUCAACCACCCUCCUGCUGGAUCACUCUCCAAGUCUGCCUGGGAUCCAAUGGAGCUUUCUUGCCCAGUUCUACCAAGAGAUUCUUGACCUGCUGCUCUUUCUGCUGCUUCUCUGCCUCUUCCUGACUCAGGAGAAAAUCUGUCAGGGCUACUGCCUGAGAACAGUUCUGGGCCCCGCAUUCCCUGACCCAGUUCAUCAUCUCCAGUGGCAAGAUGGUCAGGAACUACUCCAAGUUCCACCAGGUCCAGGAUCUAAUUUUUUUGUGUGUAAUGGUCUUGGGAGCCCACUCAUUGAAUUUCAUCUUCCUUGGACCCACACCGGCCCUCCUCCUGGCGGUGGCAUCAGUGGCCUUUUCCGAGCCAGAGCUAUUCAGAGAGAGAGAAAGAAAUAGUUGAAAGAGCUUUUAGAAUUGCCUUUCCUUCAGGGAAGAGACUUGUUCACUAUUAGAACACUCCACAGAUUUCUUCUUCCCCAUGUGUGUGCUGCUGUAGCAGAGCAUCUUAGGGACAUCUUUGCCCUUAGACAGAUGGAGGAGGAAUGCUUGGAUAAUAGUAAAAUAUUUUUCAUAGAUGGUAGGGGUUUUAUUUGUGCAAAUCCUACUCUGGGAGUUAUAAAGGAAGUUACUGAGAAGAGGUGGGGAGAAAAACAAGAGUCUGGAAACAAAGCACCAAACAACUAGAAAUGGUGUGUGUGUGUGUGUGUGUGUGUGUGUGUAUGUUUGUUGUUACAGGGUCCCCCCCCCCAAUUCCUUUAAAUAAUGAAGGCAGAACUAGAAGGUUUCAGGGAGGGCUCCAACUCCUGUUCAUAUUGUUCUGUUCUGCAAAUCCCCCAGCUGUUUUAAAUAAAUGUUUUUGCAGGUGGGUUUUGAAAUAGAAAGUAUGCUAUAUGGCAAAGGAUUUCCAUAAGAGGCCUGCUGAAAAGGAAAUGUGGUGGUGAUAGUCCCAUGAAUGAGAGAUCUCCAAGUCACCCUGUCCUCAACAGCUCUGAUCAGAUGUUGCAGACUCAAGGUGGAAAUUGGGGGUGUUCAAAAGGUGUUAAGCACUACUGCCUCAUAUCCCUCCUGUUACAUUCACAGUCACAUUUACUAAUUUAAUGUCUAGCUCUCUGUGUCUGAUCCCAAGAUGGAACCAAGAUUUGUGAACUGACACCAUGAAAAUGCCUUAAAUGAAAGGAUUAGAUGAACCAAGUUUGGAAUCUGGUCUUGGUGGGAAAUGUAUCUUAAAUUUAAAAGAUUCUCAAAAUGAACAGCCAAAGCAAAAUUCAAUACAGAAUGAUAUCUGCAUGCAAAUUACAAUACAAGCUUUAUUUCCCUUCCACAAUCUCACAUAAAUAUAUUUUGCAUACUCCACAGCAGAAUCUGUUUGUAUUCUCAAUAACAUAAUCUCAAUAACAUAAGAUUUAUGAUAAGCAAGAAUAAUGUUCUGUUCUUCGUUCUAAUGAAGAAACAAGAAAAGUUAUUCUUUGUUAUUGUUUAAAGCUAUAUUAAUGUUCUUUUUUAAAAAAGUCAAGAGUAUUUUGUAUGGUCUAAUUUCAGUUUCUAAUCUUGGCUAGAGCAGUCCCAUUUGUGAGAUGUAAAUCAAAGAGUAAACUUCAGAAGUGUAAUCCAUGUGAGUCUUCUAUUGUGGGGACCAGCAGUUGAAUUCAGGUGCCAGAGUCUUGAACCUGUUCGAUGGUGAAGAACUGGCUUUUAGCAACUGGUCCGAUGUUUCGUGCCUUUGAACUGUAGUGGAUCUCAUCUUUCCUGCAUCUUGCACAUUCAUCCUCUGGCUUCAUUAGCAACUGAAAUACUGUGCUUCAUGUUCCCCUUCAUUUUCCUUAUCUGUUAUUUGCAAUCUGGGUGUAUUCCUAAAGAAAUAUGAGUAGAUAUCACUCCUAUUUUUUUUAAAAAAAAAAAACCUUUUUAUGGUAUAAUUGUAUAAUAAAAAAGUAUUUUAUACA
Molecule: messenger RNA, 7653 nt
Organism: Sceloporus undulatus (fence lizard)
Lineage: Eukaryota; Metazoa; Chordata; Lepidosauria; Squamata; Phrynosomatidae
Gene: CLN8
Product: CLN8 transmembrane ER and ERGIC protein
Exons: 3
Coding region: 281-1156 (291 amino acids)
Biological process (GO): lipid homeostasis
Cellular component (GO): endoplasmic reticulum; membrane
Source: RefSeq, a predicted model, not a curated record